Messenger RNA from Bombyx mori (domestic silkworm), 3194 nucleotides. It is a transcript of the gene serpin-2, whose product is annotated as serine protease inhibitor 2. The record is from RefSeq and is a predicted model, not a curated record. The coding region runs from base 345 to 1574 and encodes 409 amino acids. NCBI's taxonomy places the organism in Eukaryota, Metazoa, Arthropoda, Insecta, Lepidoptera, Bombycidae. Gene Ontology annotation, molecular function: serine-type endopeptidase inhibitor activity. The transcript has 9 exons.
UGCCUCUGAAAUACGCGAAAUAAACAAAAAUAAUAUGUUUACUAAUGCAGACAAAAGUUUGUUUGAAAAUAAAAUUUACACCCCACUUACAUAUUUUCUUAUUUAUUUAAUAAAGGAAUUUUCACAAUUAAUUGUAAAAAAAGGUGUUAUAUUGAGAAAACUAUUUUUAAAUCACCCGUUUUAUGGGUAUUCAUAGUUGUGACAAUCAUUGAUAAGAUAAUAAUUUGUUGUGAUAAGUAGGUACUACGACUUCGAUGGUACCGGUGGUGAUAGAAUUUUAUUUUCCUCAGUUGAAGUGAAAAUAAUUGAUGAAUCAUAAUAGACUAAAGGAUUAAUUAUUAUCGAUGAUAUUUGCCAGAGUUUUGUUAAUACUAUUUACACUAUUGGAAAUAAAGAACCCUGUUCUCAGUAUGGAUUCAAAGGCUUUAUCCUCUGCAAUCACCAAGUUCUCUGCAAAGUUUUGCAAUGAACUGGAUAAAAAGAAGAAUGUUGUAUCAUCGCCAUUGUCAGCAGAAUACUUGCUGGCGUUGAUAACUUUGGGAACUACUGAUCCUGCACACGAAGAGCUAUUGACAAGCCUAGGUAUCCCGGAUGAUGACACGAUUCGCUCAUCAUUCUCGGCUGUGUCGUCAAAAUUGAAAUCAAUAAAAGGUGUUACGUUUAAUGUAGCCAACAAAAUAUACAUCAAGGAGGGUGACUAUGAGCUCGACCCAAAACUUAAGAAGGACGCUGUCGAGGUAUUCGAUGCAGAUUUUGAAAAAGUUAACUUCGAUAACGGAGCCGCAGCCGCCGGCCUAAUAAACAAAUGGGUUGAAAAUAAAACAAAUGAACGCAUUAAAGAUCUCUUGAGUGAAGACAGCCUCGAUUCGUUUACGCGUUUGGUUUUGGUCAACGCUCUCUACUUCAAGGGUACAUGGCAAAACCAGUUCGACUCUAUAAGCACCAUGGAGCGACCGUUCUAUGUUGACACCGAAACGACAGUUAAUAUUCCUAUGAUGUACCAAGAAAAUAAUUUCAAGUAUGGUGAGAGCCACGACCUCAAUGCGCAGUUACUCGAAAUGGCGUAUGAAGGUAACGAUGCCAGCAUGGUUAUCGUGCUGCCGAACGAAAUUAAUGGCCUGGACGGGAUACUGCAGAAGCUGGCCGAUGGCUACGACCUAACGGCGGAACUGGACAAAAUGUUCUCGACCAAAGUGCGAGUGACGGUGCCGAAAUUCAAGAUCGAAACUGAGAUUGAUCUACUUCAAGUUUUGCCCAAGUUGGGUAUUCAGGCGAUCUUCAACCGCCAGAAUUCCGGUCUGACCAAGAUCUUGGAUAACGACGAGCCGCUGUACGUAUCCAAGGCUGUGCAAAAAGCCUUCAUUGAAGUCAACGAGGAAGGCGCCGAAGCAGCCGCCGCCACAGCGGCUGUGGUGCGAUAUACACGCUCGUUGCGGAAGUCGCGCGUGUUCCGCGCUGACCGGGCGACGCUGUGGAUCGUGAGAGUGCAGGGAUGCGCGGUGCUGGCCGCCCUGCAUCGCGGCCCGCCUCGCCGGAACGAUGCCGCCCUGAGGCCGUUGCGUGAUGACCUAUAGCGAUGUCUGUACGCGCAGGCAUUAUGUUUUUGAUGAUGCCGUGCCCACCCCUGCCUUCGAAGAGCUUCCGUGCCGACCGACCCUUCCUCUACUUCCUCGUGGGCGCUGAACGCAUCGCUCUGUUUAUCGGCCAAUACCGUGGACGAAAUUGAAUGCUGUUUUUACGUUCAUCAUUUGCUUUUCCUAUAGCGAAAUAAAUCCAAUAUCGCUCUGAUUUCUCUGUUCUAGUUUCCUCAUAUUUACUCUAUAGUCGUAUUUUUAAUUAGACGAAGUCGGACUUUUUGGCGGGAACGCGAGGAGUGAAGUUGUGUGAUUUGUUUUAUUUUGUCUAUUUAGUGUUUCUUCGGGUUUAAAUGUGUAAUAAUGGUGGUUUAUUAACCGUUUAAUAUCUGUGAAAGUGCACAAAUGUGGGAAAAUGAAACAAAGCCGCUGGACGUAACUUCUCGGGAUCCUCCAAAAAGUCCACUGAAAAAUCUUAGUAAAUGACCACCAUUUUACUGAGAUUAGAUUUCAUCUCAUAUCAUCUCAUUUAAUUUCAUCCUAGUUGAUUAAUGUCUCAAAUUAAUCAUUUUCAUUUCAUUUCACUCCAUAAUAUCAUUUUUCAUAAAAUUAAGAAUAUAGAUUAAAAUAAGACAUGACUUAAAGGUCUCAGUCACCAGGUCAUAAAAUCUCUUAAAAAAAAAAUUAGACGAAGUCAACUAACAGUAGCUAAUGUCACUUUGUACAAUAAUGCCGCCAUAUUUAAAGUAAUAGUGAUGCGUUUAGUUCUAUUUCAAUCAGAUGAAUAAACAAUGAGUGUGAAUAGUUAAUCAUUUCAAACUAUAAAAGAAUACAAUUUUAUUUUACAAUAAAUUGUAUUAAAGUGCUCUAAUAUAUGUUACUAGUAGUAUGCAGCUACAGUCAGUUUUUAUUUUUAUUUUCAUUAACUACUACCUAUAAUUGUUAUAUUUUAUACAUCUAUAGUUUCAACUAUAUGAUGUAUUGAAAAUAGGACAGUCUUACAAGUUUCCUCGCAAUGUUUUCCUUUAUGUUUAAAGCACUCGGUAUUCAGUAUAGGUAGAUACUAUAGGAACAUAAUCGUCGAAGACUCGUUGGUAUGAACAAAGCACGACUAAAAUUCGAACCCCGUACCCGAUAUCGGCAGUCCGGCACACUAACUAUUCACUAGACAAUCGAGGAAAUUUCAUUAAUUCAGGAGUUUUUUCAAUCAUUCACUUUGUCACCCAUUCACAUGGUAGGCAGCGGCUUGGCUCUGCCCCUGGCAUUGCUGAAGUCCAUGUGCCACGGUAACCAUUCACCAUCAGGUGGGCUGUUUGCUCGUCUGCCUACGAGGGCAAUAAAAAAAAACUAUUUUUAAUUCAUCAACAACUGACAACACAGUAAACGUCAGUUGACUUCAUCUAAUAAAAAAUACGACUAUAGUAAUUAUUUUCAAUAUAUUAUUUUACUAAUGAUUGAUAUGAAGAAAAAUUUGGUACCCAUGGAUACUAUUCUAGAAUCUAUCGCAAUCAAUAAAGCUCGUAUCUUCACAUAAAUGUAAAAUAAAUGUUGGUACCGAACACUAAACCUCCUAUGCUUUGUGUGUAAAUGAAAUUUAAUAAAAAAAUUGAAAUUGUUGAA